ACUUUGCAGUAAUUCCGGAAUCACUGUUACAGCCACCAAUGUUCUACGCAAGUAAAUUGGAUAUUUUUAAUUACGCUCGUUUGGGUUUUGCCAUUGGCCACGAAUUCACCCACGUUUUGGAUAUCGGAGCAAAAAAGAUUAAGACAGACGACGGCAAAUCGUUUUACUGGUGGACAAAUGCGACACAGAACAAUUACAAUGCGAGAACGUACACCUUAGUGGAUUUCUACAACAAUAUUAGCACGAAGAACGACAGCAUCGAUGCACGGCAAACUCUCGUCGAGAACACCGCCGACAACGGCGGAUACCGCGCUGCUUACUUGGCUUUUCAUAAUUUUGUGCGCCGCACGGGAUACCGCAUCAAACUUCCGGGCUUAGAAGCCCUGAAUGAGAAACAGCUGUUCUGGUUAAUAGGGGCUCAGACAAUGUGCACCCGUCAUCCAUCAGAUUCCGGUGGAACGUACGCACCGUACCGAUUGCGCGUGAUGGGACCGUACAUGAAUAGUGUGGAUUUUGGUGCAGCUUACAACUGUCCGUUGGGAUCUCCCAUGAACCCUCGAACUAGGGCGUGGUAGAGAUGGUUUUAGGUUUGAAUCAUGCUUUCACAAAAGCGGGAAGACUGGUAAA
Molecule: messenger RNA, 627 nt
Organism: Paramacrobiotus metropolitanus
Lineage: Eukaryota; Metazoa; Tardigrada; Eutardigrada; Parachela; Macrobiotidae
Product: endothelin-converting enzyme 1-like
Exons: 4
Coding region: 39-575 (178 amino acids)
Biological process (GO): protein processing
Cellular component (GO): plasma membrane
Molecular function (GO): metalloendopeptidase activity
Source: RefSeq, a predicted model, not a curated record